AUGUUCACCUAAAAAUGUUACAAUUACUAAUGAAAUUUUAGCUAAUUAAUGUCAUCAUCAUUCUUAUGUCAUUUUUUCCCUUCUAUUAUAAAUCCAUUGAGAAAACGCAUCAACCCUCAAGCCCAGAUCCUCCUCUCUUAGUGAAGAUGAAGAUGAGAAUGAGAAUGAACUUGUAUUGGGGAAAAGAUGCCAUAGUACUUUUUUCGGAGUGGCCAAACCACAGUGUUGGCAUGUACAUGCUAGCUAUCUUGCUUGUGUUUUUCCUUGCCAUGCUUGCUGAGGUUCUGUCGAACCAGCCUCUCAUCAAGCGCGGAACAACUCCCAUUGUUGGAGCUUUAACUCAAGCUACCACCUAUGUGUUUCGCAUCAGUUUCAGUUACUUGGUGAUGCUUGCUGUCAUGUCCUUCAACUUGGGAAUCUUCAUAGCGGCUGUUGCUGGCCAUGCCUUGGGAUUCUUUUUUGCCCAGUCUCGUGCUCUUGCUCUUGCCAAUAAACAACAACAACAACAACAACAACAACAACAUUUGUCCUCUGAUACUGAUAAAGUUUGAUUUGAAUUACAUUCUACUAAGCUUAUAAUGCUAUUGCAUAGUGCGUACCUUACUCUACAUAAGUAUUAUGUUUUAUUAAUAUAAUAAUAUAUAUAAUGUACCCUUCACCUUAGACUUAGAGCUUUAAUAACUGCUUGCCGGUUUUCUAAGUGAUUUGUUAGUUUAAAGAACGUCUAAAUGCCAUCAAAUGUCCAGUUUGAAACUAGCACAAGUUAAAUAUCCAAUAAAUCAAAAGGGUGUUUCUAAAAAAAAUGUCAUACUACUUCGAUUAUUCCACUACUCUUCUUUUUAAGUGUAUCUGAAUCUUAACUUCUUUGUAAAUCCUUUACUCUGGUUCUUUUAUUUUGGUACAUACUCUGGUUCCUUUGUAAGUUAUAUGAAUAAUUAAUUCAAUUAUUUCACAAUUAUUCCAUUA
Lotus japonicus is the source of this 966-nucleotide messenger RNA. RefSeq names its product copper transporter 6-like. Lineage: Eukaryota; Viridiplantae; Streptophyta; Magnoliopsida; Fabales; Fabaceae. Gene Ontology annotation, cellular component: plasma membrane. The transcript has a single exon. Bases 66 to 551 code for a protein of 161 amino acids. Gene Ontology annotation, biological process: intracellular copper ion homeostasis; copper ion transmembrane transport. The record is from RefSeq and is a predicted model, not a curated record. Gene Ontology annotation, molecular function: copper ion transmembrane transporter activity.